AUGACAACAGAGCGACAAGUACCGAAACACAACGAGAUUAAGGCUAGCGGGGUAUCUAGGUUUUCAACAGAUGAUGACAAUGAUGAUCCAGUUGAAGCGUUUAUGAGAAGACCCGAAGAGAAAACAGCUGAGUACACGAAUAAUAAUAGUAAUAAUAGUGUAUCAGAUGAGGGUAGUGGUGUGACUCAUGGCACGGGUCACAGCUUUACCAGGGCCUUAAGGGCCAUUUUGAAGAGCAGUGACAGUGAAGAUCAUCUUCCUGUGACGGAAAUUCAUCUAAAAUCACAUGAAUGGUUUGGUGACUUUAUAACGAAACAUGAAGUUCCAAGGAAGGUAUUUCAUUCAUCUAUUGGGUUUGUGACGUUAUAUUUGUACACUCAAAACGUAGAUUACAAGAAGGUAAAAUGGCCGUUGAUGGUUGCAUUUAUUAUAAUUGGUGCUGUUGAUAUGAUUAGGUUGCGUAAUCCAGAUAUCAACAAACUUUACUGUCGGUUUGUUGGAGCGUUAAUGAGGAAGAAGGAAAUACAUACUUACAACGGUGUUUUAUGGUAUCUCUUGGGGUUGGUCAUAUCGUUUGGGUUUUUCUCCAAGGAUGUCGGAUUAAUAUCUUUGUUUUUAUUAAGUUGGUCAGAUACUGCUGCUUCUACAUUCGGAAGAAAAUAUGGACAUUUGACGCCCAAGUUAGCCAGAAAUAAGUCUCUUGCAGGAUCUAUUGCUGCAUUUGUCGUGGGUUUUAUUACAUGCAGCAUGUUUUAUGGGUAUUUCGUGCCGGCUUAUUCGUAUGUCAAUCUUCCUGGUGAGAUUUUAUGGAGCGCAGAAACUAGCCAUAUGAAUCUAAUUCAACUUUCCAUAAUCGGUGGGUUUGUGGCUUCUUUAAGCGAGGGCAUCGAUCUAUUCAAUUGGGACGACAACUUUACAAUCCCUGUAUUAUCUGCAAUAUUCAUGCAUUUAGUCAUUGUUGCAUUCAAAAUUCCAACCAUCAAUAUGCAUAGAUGA
Molecule: messenger RNA, 996 nt
Organism: Eremothecium cymbalariae DBVPG#7215
Lineage: Eukaryota; Fungi; Ascomycota; Saccharomycetes; Saccharomycetales; Saccharomycetaceae
Gene: DGK1
Product: diacylglycerol kinase
Exons: 1
Coding region: 1-996 (331 amino acids)
Biological process (GO): phosphatidic acid biosynthetic process
Cellular component (GO): endoplasmic reticulum membrane
Molecular function (GO): ATP-dependent diacylglycerol kinase activity
Source: RefSeq, a predicted model, not a curated record